Messenger RNA from Penaeus chinensis, 3484 nucleotides. RefSeq names its product dual specificity testis-specific protein kinase 1-like (gene cdi). Gene Ontology annotation, cellular component: cytoplasm; nucleus. Gene Ontology annotation, molecular function: protein serine/threonine kinase activity; ATP binding. The record is from RefSeq and is a predicted model, not a curated record. The transcript has 9 exons. NCBI's taxonomy places the organism in Eukaryota, Metazoa, Arthropoda, Malacostraca, Decapoda, Penaeidae. The coding region runs from base 934 to 3327 and encodes 797 amino acids. Gene Ontology annotation, biological process: protein phosphorylation; actin cytoskeleton organization.
AUGGACUGAGGGAGGGCUUACGCUCGGUAGUGGCGGUGAAAACAUUAAUCGUCUCCUAUCAUAUGGCAGCUAAUUGGUGUUUUGUAGUUACAGUAGAGUUGUCAAAGUGCGAGGAAUAAUACAGAGACGUCACAAAGUCUAGAAUUAUUGACCGUGCGUGGGAAUUAAGGAUGUUUUUUGCAGUGCCCUGAUUUCCCUCCCCCCAAGCUUUCCAAGUGAACCAAAAUAUCAAACAUCAAGCACGAGUCAAGGAAGAUACACAAGUGGCUUGAGCCGAGCGGAAUAUUCGCGACUCGUGUCUCCAUGCGGUGUCUUUAGUGGAAAUCGUCAAGAGGUGUGGAAAAAAGUGGAGGAAAAGUCUUGGUAGUGGAAGAGGCAGCGGCGGCGGUGGUGGUCGCAAGCCAAGUCUCUGCGGGGUUAUUUUUGAAGCCUCCUCUUUUACUGUUUUGGCUGCCGUGAAUUUGGGAUUUGCAGUGUCUCGCUGAAGGGAACUGCCUUUGAUUUCUGUUCUUGUGUUUGUGUGAUGGUUAUCCGAUCAACCAUACUGUGAAAAAAGAGAGAGAAAAAGUUUUGUUUUAUUCGGAGAGAUCCGUAUAUACGGUAAGGAGCUACGAUUUACAACCGCAAUAUAGUUUUAUAUUGUUGAUACAUUACCUCUAAAGAACCAGGAGUUGAAAUUGUUUACUUUAAAAAAUAAAGUUCGAAUUGCCAAGUGUGCACGUGAGGUCAAGAAGUGGACAAGUUCCCCUCCCCUUCCCACCCCAGCCAUCGAGGGGUCAGAGGGCAGCCGAGGUCAAGGUCAGAGCCAGCGAGUGACAGCAGGCAAGCGCCCGUGGCAUUGAUGGCGGGGUAAGCGGCGACAGGGCUCGUGGCCCAUGACUUCUCUCGGCCAUCAUGACUGUUAUGUGGUGGACUCGCUAUUAGAUUUGAUCCAUGAGGAAAGGCAGUCCGGGGAGGGGGCCGGCGCGCCCCGUGUCAUGGUGUAUCGGGGUGACCAGUGGCGGCCCCCUGGCACGCCUCGACCCCAGGCCAGGGGAAGACACCAGGAUUGAUACCGUGUUGGCAGGGCGCGGGCUGGCCAGGUCGACCUCGUACCAGGCGCUGCACUCAGCCCUCGCCAGACUCUACCGGAUCGACGACUUCACCAUGGAGCGGAUCGGCGCUGGGUUCUUCUCCGAGGUGUUCAAGGUGCGGCAUCGUGUGACAGGUGACGUGAUGGUGCUCAAGAUGAACAAACUCCUCAGUAAUCGGCACAAUAUGCUGAGGGAGGUGGAGCUGAUGAACCGACUCCAUCACCCCAAUAUCUUAAGCUAUUACGGUGUUUGUGUGAACGAAGGCCAAGUUCAUGCUUUAACAGAGUACAUAAACGGAGGCUCCCUCGACGCCCUCAUCGGGAACCACGCCGUCCUGCUGUCGUGGGCGACCCGCGUGUCCCUGGCGCUGGACGUGGCUCGUGGCAUGGCGUAUCUGCACUCCAAGGGCGUCUUCCACAGAGAUCUCACUUCCAAGAAUGUGUUAAUCAAGCACACAGAGGAAGGUGGAGAACACAAACUAACAGCUGUCAUUGCGGACUUCGGAUUGGCUGCCCCGAUCCCUCACGAAAAGUGCGUGCGUCUCCGCCAGGUGGGUUCGCCGUACUGGAUGGCGCCCGAGGUGAUCCGCGGCGACUGGUACGACCAUCGGGUGGACGUCUUCAGCUUCGGGAUCAUCGUCUGCGAGUUGAUUGCGAGAUGCGAUGCUGAUCCUGACAUUCUGCCGAGAACACACAACUUUGGGGUGCAUUAUUUAGACUUCUAUCAAAUGUGCCAACAAGACUGUCCAGCGGCCUUCCUACAGAUGGCCUUCCAGUGCUGCCAGAUUGACCCAGCAACCCGUCCUACUUUUGAAGAGCUGACGACAAAGUUAGAAUCUCUUUUGCAUCAGCUGAUCACACCUCGCCAUAUGCCUAGGAAGAUCAAAGUCUGUCACCGGCGAUCCCUGUCUGACGACACAUUCCUCUUGCUGCGCAACCAAGUGCUGGAGGCGGGCUGCAUCACGAGCAGCCCGGGAACGGCCCACCCGGUCACCACGCUGGCCGACUCCACGGCCGUGACGCCGCAGGAGAUCGUGGAGAAGAUGAGCGCAGCGGACCCCUACUUCCAGCCAUCCACUGGAACCGUGAACCCCUUCGCACAGCUGAAGCUUCCCGCAAGGUCACAACUGGUGCUCCAGGAGGGCGGCCGCUACUGCCACUCCCUGCCGGACUCGCCCGGCCUCCUGGCCCACUCGUCCUGCCUGGAGACCAACAAGCACCUCCACACGUCGGACUCCUGCCUCUGCCCUCACUCGACUAAUGCUCAUUGCCAGUGCCAUGUUAACCAUAGACAGUUCUCGUCACAAGUGGACAACAACAGAAAACAUUGUCAGUGUGUGCACAGUGGGAAAGUGUUGAAAGUUUGCGAGAAAGACGUGACGGAUUACAAGUGUAGAUUUAGUAGACUUGCCAGUGCAGAGGGCAGCCCCUCGGUGUGGCAGCACGACAUGUGCAGAACGCCCUGCCACGUGGAGGAGGAUGGGCCGGCCAGCAGCAGCCCCAGGUCGGACGUCGGGAGCGGAGGCGAAGGAGGAGGCACAGUAUUACAAAGCAAUCACCUGGGGGGGCCAGUGCGCCGCCGCGGGUCGGGCGAGAGCGGGUUUUUUAGCGUCGGGGACGUGGAGCGCAUAGGCACGCCCGAGCUGUGCCUCUCCUACUCGGAGCUGAGCACCGCCUCGCUCAUCUCCACCGAGGACGAUGACCAGGGACACCACUGCCUCGUACAAAGGUCCUCCUCCGUGGUGACCGACAGCUCCGAGGACCUAUCUAGUCUAGGCUGCUGCCACGACCCCCAACACUCAUGCGACCUCUCCUCCCUCUGCGAGAGCGAGGACAUCAUCCCGGGCAGCCGCCUGUCGGAUCACGAGGUCGACACCGACAUCCGCCAGAUCGUGGACUUCUUCGAGAGAAACAUCGGGUCGGGCACAGGGUCCGACGGCCCGAGGCGCUCGUCCUCCCGAGUGCGCCGCCAGGGAUGUUUGGUGCCGCUGUUAACCCACAAGUUCAGUUCUCUUCACACUGGCCAUCGCUUGAUAAGCAUAUCAAGCACGCCAUGUCCAGUGCAUAAUAACAACGGAGCCUCGACUCCUUGCAAUAAGUCAUUCAGCACCAAAGAUUGUGCAAUACCAAAGUCCUGUCGCCAGCCGUGCUCGAGGCCCGAGCGACGCGACACCUUUCGAGUGAAGGACAGACCAAAAGUGUACAUUACAGAGGGUACCGUCCGUGCAAAGCGCGAUAUAUUUGAAGCUAAGUGAGCCAAGUGAAAUAUAUUUUCUUUAUGUGAAAAUAGAUAUAAUGUAAAUUGUUGAUAUUUUUGUUCUUCCUAGUCACAAGCUAAAGUGUUUUGUGAUAUUGAACUAACAGUUUUCUCUUCCUUUGUCUUUAGAUGAUGUCAAAUAAAACAAAAACCGA